GAGCUGGAGUCUGUGCUGCCGACGGAUCCAUCGAGGAGCUGUCAUUCCCUGCACUAACGAGCCCAGAACCUCCGCACUAUUCCCAACGAGCCUCACGAUGAACCUCAUGCAGGUGGACUCGGUUCAGCGGUGGAUGGAUGACCUCCUGCUGAUGACGGAGUGCGAGUGCAUGUGCAUUCUCCAGUCUAAACCCAUCAGCAUUGACGAUGACUCUCAGACCGACCUGAUGUUCUCCUCACAAGACAGCACUCAGAACAGCUUGGAGAUGCUGCUGAGGAGAGCUUGGAUCAUUAGCACCGAGCUCACAAAGAUUGUCCAAAAGCUGGAGAAGAACCGCUGGAAACGGGUCCAUUCUAUGAGCAUCAGAACCGACUGCCAUGUGCAGUCCAUGAUCAAGGAAUACAAUAUGUUCAGCAGAACAUCAACAGAACAGAUGCAAGAGAAUGAAAGUUUAUUAAUGGAGAAAUGUUCUGAACUCACAGAAAUCACUGAAAGAUGCACCCGGACAAGUGAUGAAGAAGUCCUUUCAGCAAUGAAGGUCUCCAUCAAUGAGGUCCUGACUGCGGUCGGACAGUCCUUCAGUCAGCUGAUUAAUCUGGCUUUGAUCCAGGAGGUGAAGGUGCUGGUAGAGGAGCUGGACACCUGUGAGAACGUGUACAGUAUGAACACCGCCAUACACAGCCUGUUCAGCCUCACCCAGGAGGGAGAGAGACUCUGCCAUCUGGUUGCGCAGGAGGGAGCAGUUGUCGCCCUGUUUAAAAUUUGCCGUCAAGAUCGCUUUAAGUGUUUGUACCCGUCUGCCCUGAGGACGCUGGCGUCCGUGUGCUCCGUGGAGGAGGGAAUCCAUCAGCUGGAGAAGGUGGACGGACUCCUCUGCUUAACAGAAAUUCUCACCGAUGAGACUCAGAACGAGGCCACAAAAGCGGAAGUGGCGGCUGUGAUCGCGCAAAUCACGUCUCCUCAUUUCACCUUCACCCAACAUCUCAGCACCUUCCUGGAGAACAUGGAGGAACUCAUUACAGCUCUGCUCAGGUUGUGUGAAGAGGCUUCCAAUGGAGAGGUCUGUUUACUGGCGUCUGCUGCAUUGGCCAAUAUAACGUUUUUUGAUACAAUCGCUUGUGAAAUCCUUCUCCAGAUGAACGCUGUGAAAGUUCUGCUCAGCGCCUGUUCAGACAAACAAAGAGUUAAUUCCUCAUAUGCGCGAGACCAGAUUGUGACCAUUAUAGCAAAUCUAUCCAUCCUGGAGCAGACGGCGACAGAUAUCCUGCGGGAGAACGGGGUGGUGACCCUCGUCAGCAUGCUGACAGAGAAGACCCUCACCGGGAGUGCCGCCGAGGUCUCUGCCUGUGAACGGGUUCUACAGAAAUCAGCCGUCACAAUCGCACGACUCUGCCGGGAUCCUGACAUCGCACAAUCUGCCAUAAAGCACAACUGUAUCACACGCCUUAUUGCUCUCUGUCGCCACCCAGAGGAGAGGUUCAGCAGUGACGCCGUACUCGUAGCCUGUCUGGCUGCGCUCCGCAGAUUGGCGAUUGUUUUUCCGGAAGGAUUUGAUGACUCAGAUCUUCAGCAGUUGGUCAGGCCGCGUCUUGUAGACUCGUUUCUCUUGUGUUCUAAUAUGGAGGAGAGCUUUGUAUAGAGGAAGGUAAUGAUAUAUGCCCGUCCCACACCUGGUGCGGCCGCCGCCACAAUCCUCUUAAAGUGCCAGUCAAAUCCUGGGACAUCCAGUACAGGGGAUUCAGUAUCCUGCAGCUUUAAGAGCUACG
Messenger RNA from Bufo bufo (common toad), 1766 nucleotides. RefSeq names its product INSC spindle orientation adaptor protein (gene INSC). The transcript has 12 exons. Gene Ontology annotation, cellular component: apical cortex. The coding region runs from base 98 to 1639 and encodes 513 amino acids. Lineage: Eukaryota; Metazoa; Chordata; Amphibia; Anura; Bufonidae. Gene Ontology annotation, biological process: asymmetric cell division; apical protein localization; establishment of mitotic spindle orientation. Gene Ontology annotation, molecular function: cytoskeletal adaptor activity. The record is from RefSeq and is a predicted model, not a curated record.